AUGCUUAGCAUGGACAUGUAUCCCAGUUUGGCUCUGGGACCUCAAAGGAUCGGAGACUGUUUCUACAGAGACCGAGAGCCUCCUGCCCACAUGCCGCUGUUCCCUCCGGCCUGUGAGGUGGCCCAGAGGAUUCUGGCCCCUCCCCCUGCUGUCCCCAACGAGCCCACCACCAAAACCCAAAAAGAUGAGGUGAAGAUGGAGCUGGAGAAUGCAUCUUUAUGGAAACAGUUCAGCUCAGUGGGCACAGAGAUGAUCAUCACAAAGAAGGGCAGACGGAUGUUUCCCGGGUUGAGGUUGAAGCUGUCUGGCCUGAAUCCAGCUCUUCGUUACAUCCUUCUCCUGGACAUCAUACCGGUGGACAACUCGCGCUAUCGUUUCCAAGGCGGUGGCUGGCAGGCUGUUGGUGGGGCUGAGGCCAGGCUACCAGACCGGGUGUUCAUACACCCAGACUCCCCCGCUACUGGUGCUCACUGGCAGAGUCGCACCAUCUCCUUUCACUAUGCAAAGCUCACCAACAACACACUGGACUCGCAAGGACAUAUCAUCCUCCACUCGCUGCAUCGCUACCAGCCCAGAAUUCAUGUGAUUGAAGCCAGAGACGUGCUGAGGUGGGGCGGAGGGCAGCACUCCUUCGUUUUCCCCGAGACUCAGUUCAUCACCGUCACUGCCUACCAGAACAACAGGAUCACAGAGCUGAAGAUCAACUCCAACCCGUUUGCUAAAGGCUUCAGAGAGGAAGGCAUGAAUAGUAAAAAACAAAGAGAUGCGAGACAGAAGCGUAAAAUUACAGUCCUGACAGAAACUUUGGAUAUAGUGAACUGUGAUCCAUGUGACUCCACUCAGCUUCUGCCGCAGCCCGAGGGCAGCACAGACCUCCAGGCCCUCGCCUUGGCCUCUCUGCCCCAACUGCCCAACCCAUGUGGGUAUAGACCAGAGGACGCCCCCUACCAGGAUACGCUUGUCCCAGAGCAGCCUCUGGAUCUUGGUCAGGCAUUCAUGCAUUCAAACCAGAUGCCAGUCAGCAUCUCCAUGACCGGUGGGAUGCAGGACACACCGGGAAGUGAGGUCGCAAACAGUAUUAUUGAAAGAUCAGACACUAUGGGUGACCCUGCGUACACCUCCAGCUUCCCUGCUGCCCCAGCCAACUCCUCCUUCCCCUCAGCAUCUCUUCCUCAGUCAUCCUCCUUCCCCUCCCUCCCAAAUUCCUCGAAUACAACUGACGUCCAGCCCUCCAUCCCUCCCAUCGACUAUCCUGCCACCCUCUCCUCCUCUCCCACGCUCUCCUCCACCUCUUCCUCUCCCUCACUGCAGCAGACCUCCUUCACCUUCCCCACCCCGCCCCCUUCCAACUCCUCCUCACCACAGCCGCUCCUUCCCUCCUCCUCCUCCCCCUGCUCUAACACCUAUCACACCAUACCUCCACCCAACCCAGAGUUGAUCAGUCCACACACACCCACUGACACCGCUUUUCCUCAACCUUCUUCCUCAUGUCAGUCUGGGCUUCAAGAUCAAAUGUCAGCUCAUUCUCUGCUCUCCCAAGGCGAACCUAUAGCUGGUGGGAAUAAUUCACCCACUGAUCAAACUUCGGCAGUGUUUAUUUAUCCAAACGUCCUGCCUGCAAAUCCUGAUUCCGCUCCAGUUCAUGCUCAACCUCUCCCCAACCAAAACCAACCACCGGCCCCCACGCUGCCCUACUCUAUGCCCACUCACUGUGCAUCCACAUCCUUUUCCUUCCACUCUGUCCCCCCUCACAUGCAGAAUCUAUCAUUUCCAAAUGUGCCCCCCAGCUCUGCCCACCCAGCCCUGCACCUCCCAAAUCUGAGCCACCAAGCCCAAGCUCCUGCCCUCGCUGCUCCGUUCCCCCCAUCCUCCUUCACUCAUCCUUCAUCCACCCUUCCUCACCCUCCUUUCCAACCGUCCUCUUGCUUGGCUGUCUCCUCUUCUUUCCAGCAGUCCUCUGCUCCCUCAAUGCCACAAGCAGCCCAUUCUCAAAACCUACAUAAUGCCCCUGCCGCCUCCUCGACCUCGUCUUCCUAUCCUUCUGUUGAAAUAGGUGCCUUUCCUCAGUUCAACCCUCCUGCCCCCUAUCGCCCAGAGAUGGUCCUGCACCACCCGUCACUUCUCCCUCAGCUGGAUCCAUCCCUUUCCUCUUGUCUUCCCUCCUCUGCUGCUCCUCCAACCCUUUACCCAGCCUUUUCAUCCUACCCUCUCCGGCUCUGUCAGGACCCUCACUCAUCCCUCUCUAUCCCACUCAGGCAUCUGUACAGGCAACACCAGCAUGGCCACGCUCAUCCUCAGGGAGCCUACCUGGACAUGAGCGCAAGAGCUGUGUUUUAA
This is a messenger RNA of Scomber scombrus (Atlantic mackerel), 2337 nucleotides long. It is a transcript of the gene tbx6, whose product is annotated as T-box transcription factor 6. The transcript is spliced from 8 exons. Lineage: Eukaryota; Metazoa; Chordata; Actinopteri; Scombriformes; Scombridae. Gene Ontology annotation, cellular component: nucleus. Gene Ontology annotation, molecular function: DNA-binding transcription factor activity, RNA polymerase II-specific; RNA polymerase II cis-regulatory region sequence-specific DNA binding. Gene Ontology annotation, biological process: heart looping; cell fate specification; vasculogenesis. Bases 1 to 2337 code for a protein of 778 amino acids. The record is from RefSeq and is a predicted model, not a curated record.